AGCGGGGCAGGCGGCGGAGCGCCGCAGCAUGCGGGGCGCGCAGGGCUCCUCUGCGGGUGGGCUGCUCUGCUGCCGCCGCCGCUCCUUUUUUUUUUUUUUUUCCCUGCGUAUGAGUGUUUUUUUUUUUUUUUUUUCCUCUCUUCACCAACUUCCUUCCUGCUCCAACUGCCAAAGCUCGAGGCUGAGCGCUGACAGCAGAGGAGGACCCCGGCCGCAGGCGCCGCUCCGCCGACCAAGUGACCAUGACUGAGAAGACACAAGAACCUCACGUGGAGGAUGAUGAUGAUGAGCUGGAUGGGAAACUCAAUUACAAACCUCCUCCCCAGAAAACACUGCAGGAGCUUCAAGAGUUGGACAAGGAUGAUGAAAGCCUCGCUAAGUACAAGAAGUCCCUGCUGGGAGAUGGACCUGUGGUAGUAGACCCAACAGCUCCCAACGUGGUGGUCACCCGGCUCACUCUGGUGUGUGACUCUGCUCCAGGACCCAUCACCAUGGACCUUACAGGUGACCUCGAAGCACUCAAGAAAGAGACCUUCGUAUUAAAGGAAGGGGUGGAAUACAGAGUUAAGAUCCACUUCAGAGUAAACAGGGACAUUGUGUCGGGACUGAAAUAUGUGCAGCACACCUACCGAACAGGGGUGAAGGUGGACAAAGCCACGUUCAUGGUUGGCAGCUAUGGGCCACGGCCAGAGGAGUACGAGUUCCUGACGCCUGUUGAAGAGGCUCCUAAGGGUAUGCUGGCUCGAGGCACCUAUCACAACAAAUCCUUCUUCACGGAUGAUGACAAGCACGACCAUCUCACCUGGGAGUGGAACCUGUCCAUCAAGAAGGAAUGGACAGAAUGAGUUCACCCAGUUUGCCUUCCCCCUUCCCAUCCCCCUGCCUCCUGCACCAGUCUCCAGGCCUUUGCUGCUUCUUCUGACACACUGAAAACAACCCAGCAGUUCUCACCACCACCCCGUCAUGACACCAUAAUGGGUUAAAUUGGGAAGCAUCUCCCUCCCUCUCCCCCAGUACUUCCUCCUGUUGUCUCUCCCAUACCAACUCCAGUCCUGGAAGUGCCUUUUAGAGGAAACAAGAUCACCUGGCAGGGGUGGACUGGUCCCUGGAAAAUCCCUAUCUUGAGUUACACUUGCCAUGUGCUCUGACUCAUUGUAAAGGGUUACUUACUUCCUGUGAUGGUCUCCUGGUCUGUAUCUGGUGCCCUACCCUGUUAAAAUCCAUCCUUGUGCAGGCAAAGCCAGUCAGGGGGAAUGCAGCUAGAUGCCGUAACAUGACUUCAGUGUCUGAGAAUAAAACCAGUUCUUUCUUC
Onychostruthus taczanowskii (white-rumped snowfinch) is the source of this 1312-nucleotide messenger RNA. It is a transcript of the gene ARHGDIB, whose product is annotated as Rho GDP dissociation inhibitor beta. Gene Ontology annotation, biological process: Rho protein signal transduction. Gene Ontology annotation, molecular function: protein binding; Rho GDP-dissociation inhibitor activity. The transcript has 6 exons. Bases 243 to 845 code for a protein of 200 amino acids. NCBI's taxonomy places the organism in Eukaryota, Metazoa, Chordata, Aves, Passeriformes, Passeridae. Gene Ontology annotation, cellular component: cytoplasm; cytosol; membrane. The record is from RefSeq and is a predicted model, not a curated record.